AUGUCUAAUCGCAAUUUUCGUCAAAUUUACUUCUACGAGUUCAAAUUGGGCCGGACUGCCGCUCAAACCGCUCGAAAUAUCAACGAAGUAUGGGGCCGGGGAAGUAUCAACGAAUGCACAGUACAAUGUUGGUUCCAAAAGUUUCGUGCCGGCAACAUCAGCCUCGAAGGCGAACACCUCGAAGACGACUUAUUGAAGGCGAUAGUCGAAGCUAAUCACAUGGAACAGCCGUCCCCAAAAGCCCACACCCCAAAGCCAAAACCACCAAUACUUGAUUAUGGUUACGGUUUAGUGGUCUGCAGCGGGUAUGGUCCACUAUACCUUUCUGAACCCGGGUGA
This is a messenger RNA of Necator americanus (New World hookworm), 339 nucleotides long. RefSeq lists its product as uncharacterized. Gene Ontology annotation, biological process: double-strand break repair via nonhomologous end joining; replication fork processing; DNA integration. The coding region runs from base 1 to 339 and encodes 112 amino acids. Gene Ontology annotation, cellular component: condensed chromosome; site of double-strand break; nucleus. The record is from RefSeq and is a predicted model, not a curated record. Lineage: Eukaryota; Metazoa; Nematoda; Chromadorea; Rhabditida; Ancylostomatidae. Gene Ontology annotation, molecular function: histone H3K36 methyltransferase activity; single-stranded DNA endonuclease activity; single-stranded DNA binding. The transcript has a single exon.